Messenger RNA from Dromaius novaehollandiae (emu), 1696 nucleotides. RefSeq names its product queuosine 5'-phosphate N-glycosylase/hydrolase-like. The record is from RefSeq and is a predicted model, not a curated record. The coding region runs from base 191 to 1216 and encodes 341 amino acids. The transcript is spliced from 4 exons. NCBI's taxonomy places the organism in Eukaryota, Metazoa, Chordata, Aves, Casuariiformes, Dromaiidae.
UGCACCGGCACCACGGCGCCUGCGCGGCGGGCGGCGCUGGCUGGCGGCGGCGCCGCCGGUAGCGGCCCGUGUGGCGGUAGGGCGGGGGGGGCGGCGGCGCCGCCGGCAGGAGGGGGCCGGGCCGGGCCAGGCGGCGGCGGGCGGCCUGGAAAAGUCGCGCUUCCUGGCGCGGGCGGGCGGGAGGCUGAGGAUGGAGGCGCUGCCGUCGCCGCUGGAGUCGGCCAGGUUCAUCGCGGAGCACAGCAGGGACGUGUCGGUGGAGGAGGAGGGCGCCCGGCGCCUGGCGGAGGCCCUGUUCGACAAGGCCUCGGCGGAGGAGUUCGGCGUGGCGGGCUGGAAGCGCCUGCACGAGCUCAACCCGCGGGCGGCGAGCGAGGAGGCGGUGAGCUGGGUGUUCCUGGUGGACACGCUCAACUUCUCCUUCUGGGCCGAGCGGGACGACCACAAGUGCCUGGUGAAGUACAGGGGCAAGACCUACAGCGGCUACUGGUCCCUCUGCGCCGCCGUCAACAGGGCGCUCGACGACGGAAUACCUAUUACCAGUGCCUCGUAUUAUGCUACCAUGACACUUGAGCAAGUUAAGCACGUAUUUCGCUCUGACACAGAAGCUCCCAUGCCUUUGAUUGAAGAGAGACAUCGUGUGCUGAAUGAAAGUGGAACAGUUCUGUUGGAGAAGUUUGGAGGCUCUUUCCUCACCUGUGUUAAAAUGAGUAAAAAAAGUGCUCAGAAACUACUACAUUUGGUAGUGGAAAAUUUCCCUUCUUACAGAGAUGAAGCUAUGUUUGAGAAUAAAAAGGUGUCCUUUUACAAACGAGCACAAAUACUUGUGGCUGAUACCUGGAGCGUAUUAGAAGGCAAAGGAGAUGGCUGCUUUGGUGACAUUUCUAGUCUAACUAUAUUUGCUGACUACAGGAUCCCUCAAGUUCUUGUUCACUUCAAAGCAAUGAAAUACUCUGAGGAGCUAAUGAAGAAACUACGUGAAGGAGCAAUUUUCCAAUCUGGAGAUAAACAGGAGGUGGAGAUCCGUGGUUGUUCUAUUUGGUGUUGUGCAUUGAUUUGUAAGCACCUGCUGGAGCUCUAUGAGAAGAAGGGUCAGGACAUGCGUGAAAAGAUCAAUGCGGUUUUACUUGAUUAUUAUCUUUGGGACUAUGCCAGGGAUCACAGGGAAGACAUGAAAGAUAUUCCAUUUCAUAGAGUACGGUGUAUAUAUUAUUAAUGACAGUCUCAUAGCUGUUGUAUUGAUGCGUUAUUCUGCAUUACUCUUUUCAUACGUUGGUCUGUCAGAUACUAAUUUGGAACUUGCCAAGUCAAAUACUUGCUUUCUGAUGAUGCAUUUAAUGACUCUUGCUUACUUUUUUCUAAAUCUGUCACUAGCCAUGACUGGAAUUAAUCAGGCAAAACUUUUAUGGACAAAACCUGAAUUAAUAUGGAUUAUUACUCAUACUUCGAGUUCUGUGCUUGCCUGUGUGUGGGGUGUGUGUGCAUAUAUGUGUGCACAGAUACAACCACCUGGAGUGUAAAGGAUAUGCUUGUUAUUUGUGGCAACACCGCGGCCUGCAAAUAUGUUGUCAAAGCUAUGUUGAGAUGACCUGUUGUUUCUGCUCAGGAAAACCUGUUCUUCUGCCUUCGCAAUGGAUUAGGGCUGACUAUUUGAUUAUUAAAAAAAAUCAAAGCACUGACACAACGGGCAUUUUAA